UCUCCAAGCUCCUCCUUCAGCAGCUUCCGCAGCAAGACCGUUAUGGGCAGUGGUAUUGAACACACCCUCUCUCCUAUGACCGCCAGCAGCCCCCGCAACCAGAUCCGGCGGCAACCGUCGGCCAUCGACCUGGCUUUGGAAGAAGAACAAAUGGCUGAUCAUGCAGAAAGCAUCGGCCUGGGCCUCCUCGAACCACGACCACGUGCCAACACCACCUCGUCUAUGUCUAGCCAGGGCAGCCAGUGCUCAAUGAUGGAGUUCAUGAGUGAGACCAUGCAGACACCCGUCAUUCUAGAUGGCAUCUUUGAAGUCAUGGAGCGUGCUUGA
Molecule: messenger RNA, 327 nt
Organism: Exophiala aquamarina CBS 119918
Lineage: Eukaryota; Fungi; Ascomycota; Eurotiomycetes; Chaetothyriales; Herpotrichiellaceae
Exons: 1
Coding region: 43-327 (94 amino acids)
Source: RefSeq, a predicted model, not a curated record